GCUCAGAUUCGCUACCGACCUUCGUGAUUUUGAUCGAGCCUCUUUUGGACCAGACACGGACGCACAGUGGUACCGAUCCACGCAGGGUGAAACAUGGCGGCCGUCCAGGUGUCCGAGUCCGACCAGAUCAAACAGUUCAAGGAGUUUCUGGGAACCUACAACAAAGUAACAGAGAACUGUUUCAUGGACUGCGUGAAAGAUUUCACCUCGAGAGACGUGAAGCCAGAGGAG
Messenger RNA from Austrofundulus limnaeus, 231 nucleotides. RefSeq names its product mitochondrial import inner membrane translocase subunit Tim9. NCBI's taxonomy places the organism in Eukaryota, Metazoa, Chordata, Actinopteri, Cyprinodontiformes, Rivulidae. The record is from RefSeq and is a predicted model, not a curated record.